This is a messenger RNA of Manis javanica (Malayan pangolin), 1139 nucleotides long. It is a transcript of the gene SPIN1, whose product is annotated as spindlin 1. The record is from RefSeq and is a predicted model, not a curated record. NCBI's taxonomy places the organism in Eukaryota, Metazoa, Chordata, Mammalia, Pholidota, Manidae. Gene Ontology annotation, biological process: gamete generation.
GCGGCGGCGGCCGCGGAGCGGGGGUGGGGCGGCGCCGUCUGGCUGGUCAGGCCCGGACGCGAGCGCAGCGUGGUACGGUGGGCCCGUGGCCUGCAGACGGGGCCUGGCUGCCGGGAGAGUCCUUAUGAUUUCACAUAUUUUUCCUGAACAUGUAAAAGAGGCACUUGGAUGAUGGAUUAACAAGAACAUUGAAAUUCUGCAGAAAGUUUCAAACCGGAGAGUAUUGACUUUUCACCCUAGUCCAGCAGCUCUGCUGCUCACUUAAAUACAGAUGAAUGAAGACUCCAUUCGGGAAGACACCUGGUCAGCGGUCCAGGGCUGAUGCAGGCCAUGCUGGUGUGUCUGCAAGCAUGAUGAAGAAGAGGACAUCCCACAAAAAGCAUCGGAGCAGUGUUGGGCCAAGCAAACCUGUUUCCCAGCCCCGGCGGAAUAUCGUAGGCUGCAGGAUUCAGCAUGGGUGGAAGGAAGGGAGUGGCCCUGUCACCCAGUGGAAAGGAACCGUUCUGGACCAGGUGCCUGUAAAUCCUUCUUUGUAUCUUAUAAAAUACGAUGGAUUUGAUGUUUAUGGACUAGAACUUAAUAAAGAUGAAAGAGUUUCUGCGCUUGAAGUCCUCCCUGAUAGAGUUGCAACUUCCCGAAUCAGCGACGCACACUUAGCUGACACGAUGAUUGGCAAGGCGGUGGAGCACAUGUUUGAGACCGAGGAUGGCUCCAAGGACGAGUGGAGGGGAAUGGUCCUAGCACGCGCCCCUAUAAUGAACACAUGGUUUUACAUUACCUAUGAAAAAGAUCCUGUUUUGUACAUGUACCAGCUCUUAGAUGAUUAUAAAGAAGGUGACCUGCGCAUUAUGCCUGAUUCUAAUGAUUCACCUCCAGCAGAAAGGGAACCAGGAGAAGUUGUGGACAGCCUGGUAGGCAAACAAGUGGAAUAUGCCAAAGAAGAUGGCUCUAAAAGGACUGGCAUGGUCAUUCAUCAAGUAGAAGCCAAACCGUCUGUCUAUUUCAUCAAGUUUGAUGAUGAUUUCCAUAUUUAUGUCUACGAUUUGAUGAAAACAUCCUAGAUGUCAUCACAAACUUUGCCAAAUUUGUGGAACUAUUAAAUGUAUAAUUUGUAGACAUAAAGACUUGAUUGCUUUCCA